Vitis riparia (riverbank grape) is the source of this 999-nucleotide messenger RNA. Its product is annotated as 60S ribosomal protein L10. The record is from RefSeq and is a predicted model, not a curated record. Gene Ontology annotation, biological process: ribosomal large subunit assembly; translation. The coding region runs from base 63 to 725 and encodes 220 amino acids. Gene Ontology annotation, cellular component: cytosolic large ribosomal subunit; ribosome. NCBI's taxonomy places the organism in Eukaryota, Viridiplantae, Streptophyta, Magnoliopsida, Vitales, Vitaceae. Gene Ontology annotation, molecular function: structural constituent of ribosome. The transcript has 4 exons.
UCGCCAAUCUCCUCAUUUCUUUUUCUAGGGUUUCGUUUUGCAGAGAAGCAGCAGCGGCAGCGAUGGGAAGGAGGCCUGCAAGGUGUUAUCGUCAGAUUAAGAACAAACCAUACCCAAAGUCACGGUAUUGCCGUGGUGUUCCUGAUCCCAAGAUCAGGAUUUAUGACGUGGGAAUGAAGAAAAAGGGAGUUGAUGAGUUCCCUUUUUGUGUGCACUUGGUUAGUUGGGAGAAGGAAAAUGUUUCAAGUGAGGCUUUGGAAGCUGCUAGAAUUGCUUGCAACAAGUACAUGACCAAGUAUGCUGGGAAAGAUGCCUUCCAUCUGAGAGUCAGGGUGCACCCAUUCCAUGUCUUGCGUAUCAACAAGAUGCUUUCCUGUGCUGGAGCCGAUAGGCUUCAAACUGGAAUGAGGGGUGCUUUUGGUAAGCCUCAAGGGACAUGUGCUAGGGUGAGCAUUGGACAGGUUCUUCUGUCUGUUCGAUGCAAGGAUGGAAACAGCCAUCAUGCACAGGAGGCUCUCCGUCGUGCAAAAUUCAAGUUCCCUGGCCGUCAAAAGAUCAUUGUCAGCAGGAAGUGGGGUUUCACAAAGUUCAACAGAACUGAUUACAUCAAGUGGAAGUCUCAGAACCGGAUUCUCCCCGAUGGUGUCAAUGCCAAGCUUCUCGGAUGCCAUGGACCUCUAGCAAAUCGUCAGCCUGGAAAAGCAUUUAUAAAUGCAUGCACCUAGGCCUUGCUUGAAAAUACCAGAAUUAUGUGUUAAACAUUUUGGUCAACUUCCUUAGCACUUCAGCAUUUAUGAAGAACCUAGUAUCUAGCUUCCUUUCUUUCCUAGUGCAUCAUUUGGGAUUAUUAUUAUGUGAUGUUGAGUUGAUUUAUUUUGUGCUUUUGAAAUUUAGAACAUAUUUGUCGAUCUAUGUGUUGGGCUUCCAGCUGAGGUGUUUUUGCCUUAACAAAUCGCAAUGGAUUUUAUCUUUUAUAACAUAUUUUGUUCUGAUUUUUAA